CUCUCCUCCACCACCGACCUGCAUCCGAUUCCUUCGCUCAUGGGCCUCCCUCACCCCUUCUUCCCAACCGAUAUCGAGCUCCCGCAUUAUGCGGUCUCGAGCCGGCCGCUGCACCAUGAUCUGGCCAUCUUCCUGUCGGCCCUUGUUCUUGUCGUCGUUGUGGCCUCGGUCCUCAGCAGCAUCGCCCGAGCGGCCGCGGCAAGCGCAACAUCCGCGGCACCCUGGCAGCUCGUCCCGCCGGACUGGCGAGUGGUCUGGUGGAGUCUCAACGGCAGCAUCCACUGCUUCUUCGAGGGUUAUUUCGUUUGGAACCACAAGCACAUUGCCGCUGACACUUCGGUGAUUGCGUCCGUAUGGAAGGAAUACGCGCUCUCAGACUCGCGAUACAUGACCGCCGAUCCGUUUUUGAUCAGCGUCGAAAGCAUCACCGCCACCUUGAUUGGUCCGCUGUGCUUUCUACAGGCCUACCUGACUCUCCGCAGCCGGCCGGCGCAGUAUCCGCUGACGCUGAUCAUCAGCGUGCUGCACAUCUUCUCGUGCACGCUCUACUAUGCCACGACCUUUUUCGAGGGCCAUGGCCAGGCCCCGCACUGCAAGCCUGGCUGGCUGUACUUGGGCUUUUACUUUUUGUUCCUCAACGCCUUCUGGAUCCUGAUUCCGGCUUUCUUGAUCCGCCAAGAUGUCGGGCGGAUCAUGCGAGCGCUCCGGGCUGUUGAAUGAAGAAGCAGUCGAGUGCGCGGACACCCAUUCGCUGCGAUAGGAUCGGAUGGAGGCGUCCGACCCGACAAGGCGACCACUGUUCGCCAUCUGUGCGAUGGGUUGGUCUGUCGCCGACGCCAGAGACGGACGACAAG
Messenger RNA from Polychytrium aggregatum, 854 nucleotides. RefSeq names its product Emopamil-binding protein. The coding region runs from base 40 to 720 and encodes 226 amino acids. The record is from RefSeq and is a predicted model, not a curated record. The transcript is spliced from 2 exons. Gene Ontology annotation, cellular component: endoplasmic reticulum; membrane. Gene Ontology annotation, molecular function: steroid Delta-isomerase activity; C-8 sterol isomerase activity; cholestenol delta-isomerase activity. Lineage: Eukaryota; Fungi; Chytridiomycota; Chytridiomycetes; Polychytriales. Gene Ontology annotation, biological process: sterol biosynthetic process.